UUUAACCCCAAGACAUUUCACGGGGACCUGGCGCUGCUGGAGCUGGCUGUGCCAUUGGCCCCAUCGCCCACCGUCAGCCCUGUGUGCCUUCCCAGCAGCCCCGCAGAGCCCAGCCCCGGCACUGCCUGCUACAUUGCGGGCUGGGGCUCCCUCUAUGAAGAGGGGCCAGCAGCCAACGUGGUGAUGGAGGCACAGGUGCCCCUGCUCAGCCAGGAGACAUGCCGGGGUGCUCUGGGCAGGGACCUGAUCACCAACACCAUGUUCUGUGCUGGGUACUUGUCCGGGGGCAUCGAUUCCUGCCAGGGUGACUCAGGGGGCCCACUGGCAUGCCAGGACCCCUCCUCGCACCGCUUUGUCCUCUAUGGUAUCACAUCGUGGGGCGACGGCUGCGGUGAGCGGGGCAAACCGGGUGUCUACACCCGCGUCACUGCCUUCAUGGACUGGCUCAGACUCCAGAUGGACCCCGUGCCUGGCAGCCGGGAACCAAGCUGCGCCUUCUACACCGGGUCCUGCCGGGCCCUGCAAGGCCACGCUGCCUGCACCCGCCUGGCUGAGCAGACCUGCCAUGCCAGGACUAGACGAUGUGAGCUGCGCUCGUAUGCCCAGACCUUGGUAGAUCUCCUGCGCAGAGCUGGGGACUUCAUCCGAAACCAGCUGGAUUUCUCCUUCUUCACCCAUGCUCUGCCUCAGCUCCUGGGCAAGAUCUAUGGGCAUCUCUUCCCCCACCGUGUCCGCAGGGAUGCCCCAGGCCCAGCUGUGGCAGAGGGUCAGCCAAGCCCCAUGGCAGAGGGACCCCAGAGACGCCCCACCAGGCAGGGAGUUGGGCAGCUGCCCCCCUUUGCAGGGCUCUUUGGUGCUGUGGGACGCAGGUUGCAGGACUGGGUGGAGGCGCUGAGGGCCAUGGACGGUGGCAGCCCCCUGGCACCCAUCCCGGAUGCAGGGCAGCUCCCCAGGGAGACAUGGCUCUUCCUGCAGGUGCCCGUGAGUGCCCCAGCACCAACCCUAUCCCACACUUCUCUUCAGCAAGGCAAGGAGGAGGUGGAGGAGCUGGUGGGACAGGGACGAGCCUUCCUUGCCCAGCUGCGGGCAGAACUGGACCUUGGCACCUCCCUUGAAGGCAUGGAGCUGCAACAAGCACCCGGAGAGCUGGCAGGGACCCCCACACCAAACCUGGCAGAGUCUGCACUGAGGGAGAAACGUGAGGUGGUGCCUAUGGAACUGCCAGGGGUGGAGGAGGAGGAGGAGGCAGGUGCAGGCAGAGCCUGCCCUGGCCUCAACAAGUCAGCGGUGCAGGUGGAUGCUGUGCGGGAGCUAUAUGCCUGGGUACUGCGGGUGCCCGAGCCAGACCUGGCCAUGACUUUCCAGGAGAUCCUGGUGGACUUGGGCUCCAAAAACGCCAAGGGACUGUACCAGGCGCAGGUGCGGGCCAUGGUGGGGGGCCGCCCCACAGUAUUCACUGGCCUUGUGGGGCUGGAAAGUGACUCACUAGCCCGCAGCAUGCCUGGUCUCAUUGCUCUGGCACUUGAGGUGCUGAAAACCUAA
This is a messenger RNA of Nestor notabilis (Kea), 1542 nucleotides long. It is a transcript of the gene PRSS56, whose product is annotated as protease, serine, 56. The annotation marks the transcript as partial. The transcript has 12 exons. Lineage: Eukaryota; Metazoa; Chordata; Aves; Psittaciformes; Psittacidae. Gene Ontology annotation, molecular function: serine-type endopeptidase activity. The record is from RefSeq and is a predicted model, not a curated record. Gene Ontology annotation, biological process: proteolysis.